This is a messenger RNA of Bombus impatiens (common eastern bumble bee), 571 nucleotides long. RefSeq lists its product as uncharacterized. Gene Ontology annotation, cellular component: nucleus. Lineage: Eukaryota; Metazoa; Arthropoda; Insecta; Hymenoptera; Apidae. The transcript is spliced from 2 exons. Bases 176 to 514 code for a protein of 112 amino acids. Gene Ontology annotation, molecular function: zinc ion binding. The record is from RefSeq and is a predicted model, not a curated record.
ACAGUGCUGGUAGCGCUAGUUGUCCAGAAGUAUGAUAAACAAUCUUGAAAGGAGCAUAACAUCUUGUGCGAUUUCAUAGAAUAAAUCUUUGUGUGAAGAUAUUGACGUGUGUAUUGGGUUAUAGGGUGUCGAUAAGUGCCAUACGAACAAGAGUAAAUAUUAAUAAAUAAUUGAAAUGGGUAGCACGGAUAAAGCUGAGAUCACGGGUUUUAUAUGCAGACUUUGCAGUAAGAUGAACCGUUUCGUGAUCCACAUAUACGGUGAAGAGGGUGAGAGAAUGAAACUUGCUGAAAAAAUAAAUGCUUAUCUUCCAAUUACGGUAAACAUGAAUGAUCCAUUACCUAAAACGGCAUGUCUACAUUGUAUUGAACGGCUUGAAGCUCAUCAUGAACUAAUGGAACAAUUUUUCUUAGUCAAACGAAGGUUAACUACUCAGAAUAAGUCAUCAACAGUUGCAUCAACCUCUACACAAACUGCUGAUACUGUACCAACAUCUAGCCCACCUCCAUGUUAACAUAUAGAAUUAAAAGCAGAAUUUCUCGCUCAAUAUUAUUAAACAUUUUCUGUAUAU